Messenger RNA from Amphiprion ocellaris (clown anemonefish), 3089 nucleotides. Its product is annotated as beta-1,3-galactosyltransferase 2-like. Gene Ontology annotation, molecular function: N-acetyl-beta-D-glucosaminide beta-(1,3)-galactosyltransferase activity. Gene Ontology annotation, cellular component: membrane. Lineage: Eukaryota; Metazoa; Chordata; Actinopteri; Pomacentridae. Bases 1809 to 3074 code for a protein of 421 amino acids. The transcript has a single exon. The record is from RefSeq and is a predicted model, not a curated record.
CAUGCACAGCAAUGGUGAUGUAUGUAUCUAGUGUGGAUAUAAUUAUGUGUGACGUAUACGUGCAUCUUUUCUCUGCAUCUAUACACACAUGAAUAAUUACAUAUGCAGUCCAUGUACGUUGUGUAUAUCAGUAAUGCUGGUCUGCAUUAUAGUUUGUGCUACUUUGUGUAUCUGUUCACACACAAAAAAGAUUAUGUAUGCAGUGUUUGGUUUGUAUAUAAUUACAUGUAAUGCACAGAAACAUGCUUGUGCUCACAGAUUAUUUGCAUUGAAGACUUAGUGAACCAGGGUGUGUGUACAUGACCGUCUUUGUGUGUCUCUUGGUGAACAACUUCCAGGUGGGCAGCAGAUGUAAUCAUUUACAUUUUGUCCACAUUGCUGCAUGUUUGUGUGUCUGCAUGUUUACUUGUAUGUCCUGUAUUUAUGCGUGUUUGUGUAAGAAGGCAGAGCAGCCUGGGUGAUCUCAGUGAGACAGUAGCAGCAUUGAUAAGCUGAAGGUGGAAGGUGAAUGACAGGUGAAGGCUGUUAUCACCAGAGGUUUGGGCACCACUGUCUGUUGGACCCUGAAAGCUCAUUCUGACAGAUGCAUCUCGUCCCUGGCUGUUGACACUUGGUGGGGGGCUGAUGACAUUUGCUCGACCAAGUGGUUCAGAGUAGCGUCAGCCAGCGCCACGUAGAGCAAACCUGCAAUUUAUACUUCUGCCCCAGGCAUUAAGCUGAAUAAUGACAUGCAAGUGGGAGCCCUCAUCUCCCAGAUCCAGAACCUGACAACCAUAGUUUCCUCAUAGAAGUUUAUCUACUAUGUUCUGUUCUUCUCUAGUUUAAAUAUGCUCACUGUGAGAUGAUUUUGUGAUGAUGAAUAAAAUGUUCUGAUCAUCAUUGUCAUUGUGGAAAGUAGUUUUCUGUUGUGUUUACUGGGAUAUAGAAAUACGCAUUUCGAAAACAUGUUUUGCUGCAUCUCAAUAUCAUGUUGGACCAUCUGUUUUUAAACUGUACAGAUAUAUCCACAGUAAUUUUUACAGCAGUUUUCCCUUCCAUCUCCAUUGUGCUCACAACAAGAACUUUUUUCUUGAAGCCACAUCCCCAGAAUCUACUGUUUCUCAUCCCUGUUCAAUAAAAGAUCCUACAAUGCUGUCAUAUUGAUUCAGCUUGUCCUUUUCAAACUGUUAAGUAAGCUUACCAAAAGAGUCAUUUACCAUAUUGGGCACUGCAUCCACAGGAAGCUCUAAUUGGAGCUUUUGCAUCUGGACAAAAUUAAUUCAGAAUUACUCUGAUUGUGUCAAAACAAACCGUGAAUAAAAUGAGUAAGAAUUACUCUUGUUUUUUCCCACGAGUAAAAUAAAAACACAUCUUCAACUCAGACAAUUGGCAUGUGGCUCAGUUCCAGUGAAAAGGAGGUGCUUUUGGAGUGCUGCCAAUCCUGUUUUCUCAGUUUCUUUUUUUUUUUCUCUUUUCAGAUUACAGAGAGCAAAUGCAGAGGACGUGACCCUUAUCAUAUCCUGAAGGAGACGAGACAUAGAGCCUGACCCUGUGUUUGUCUACAGUGCCAAAGAAGAGCCAGGGAGAAGCCUCCCUGGCCAGAGAAUCACCGCCUUCCUAGCUCCAUUGGGAGCCCUUUAUACCUGCUCCAAGCUGCACUGUGAGGCUCAAAUGUUCUCCUGACUCCACCAGGAGGCUCCCUCCAACCCAUCUGCCAGCUCAGAUAACCCUCUGAUUGUUGGCAACCACAUGUUUGAGGUGACUGUAUGUGACCGCCGCCGCCCAUUCUCGAGCAGCAGCAGCAGCCUCCUACGACCCCGAUCUGCACCAUGCAGUGGAGACGGCGGCACUGCUGUCCCAUCAAGAUGACCUGGACCGUCAAGCGCUCGCUGUUUCGGACGCAUGUGACUGGCCUCCUCUCACUGGCUCUGCUCUUCACUCUCUUUUUAUUUUUCAGCCACCAGGACUGGCUGCCAGGACGCAGUGGGCCUCGUGAAAACCCACUGGCCUAUGCCGUCAGGGGCUUCCGCACUCCCAAAGGAGAAUCCAACCAGAGCAGCUCCCUGAGGAGUCUGUGGAGAGAGGCGGGGUAUGUACCACCAAAGCCUCUGCUCAACCUCAGCUCUCAGCAAGCGGAGGGUGCGGCAGGAGAGGCAACAGGAGGAAUAGGAGGAGGUGGAGGAGGAUCCAGGACUGGUGUAAUGGGGCUGGGGGACUCCAUGAGCACUAACAACAGUUUACAGAAGGAGAUGGGUGUAGGAGGGAAGCUUAGCGCUCAGCCUUACCGCUACAUCCUGAACGAGCCCUUCAAGUGCAGGGACAGCACACCCUUCCUCAUCCUCCUCAUUGCUGCAGAACCAGGACAGGCUGAUGCCCGCAAUGCAAUCCGCCAGACAUGGGGAAAUGAGAGUGUAGCAAUGGGCUUGGGGUUUGUCCGUCUUUUUCUGCUUGGCACGGGAAAGACUUCAGACACCUUCCUGCAGAGCAGCAUAGAGGAAGAGAGCCGUGUUCAUCAUGAUAUCAUCCAACAGGACUAUCAGGACACUUACUACAACCUGACCGUCAAGACCCUGAUGGGCAUGAACUGGGUGGCCACCUAUUGCCCACAUGCCUCCUAUGUGAUGAAGACAGACAGUGACAUGUUUGUCAAUACAGAGUAUCUCAUCCAGAAGUUGCUGAAACCUGACAUGCCUCCAAAGCAGAGGUACUUCACCGGCUACCUGAUGAGGGGCUAUGCACCAAACCGAAACAAGGACAGCAAGUGGUACAUGCCACCAGAGCUGUAUCCAAGCGAGCGCUACCCAAUAUUCUGCUCAGGCACAGGGUACGUGUUCUCAGGGGACAUGGCUGAGCUGAUCUAUCAGGCCUCACUCAGCAUACGCAGGCUUCACCUGGAGGAUGUUUAUGUGGGGAUCUGUCUGGCGAAGCUGCGCAUUGACCCAGCUCCACCUCCCAAUGAGUUCCUCUUCAACCAUUAUCAUGUGCCUUACACCAGUUGUAAGUACAGCCACCUGAUCACAUCCCAUCAAUUCCAUCCUAAUGAACUCAUCAGGGAUUGGAACCACUUGCAGAGCAACAAGCAUAAGCCUUGUUAAGCCAUUAACAUAGUA